Molecule: messenger RNA, 652 nt
Organism: Plasmodium vivax (malaria parasite P. vivax)
Lineage: Eukaryota; Apicomplexa; Aconoidasida; Haemosporida; Plasmodiidae
Product: high mobility group protein, putative
Exons: 1
Coding region: 89-412 (107 amino acids)
Source: RefSeq, a predicted model, not a curated record
GGCAUAGUCGUAGGAAUAGGCGUAGGCAUAAGCGCAUACGUACAAUCCCACACACAGUCGCGUACGCAGUAGGCACCCCGCUCGAAAAAUGGAUCCUAUGAAAAAAUUCAACGGAAUGAAAAACAUGGGAGGCAAGGAAGUGCGCAAACGAAGAAAGAACAAGAAGGACCCACAUGCACCAAAGAGAUCUCUGUCCGCGUACAUGUUUUUCGCGAAGGAGAAGAGAGCAGAAAUUAUAAGUCGAGAUCCCGAUUUGAGCAAAGACGUCGCAACUGUUGGCAAGAUGAUUGGAGAGGCAUGGAAUAAAUUAGACGAGCGAGAAAAGGCUCCCUACGAGAAAAAAGCGCAGGAGGAUAAACUCAGAUACGAACGCGAAAAGGUGGAGUACGCCAAAACGAAAAUGAAGGCAUAACGCUCGGGGAGCUUUGCACUCGGACUGAGCAUGGGGGAAGCCGCGCGGUACAUGAAUGGAAAUGUAUAUGUGCGUGUAUAUAUGCGUGUAUAUGUGCGUGUAUAUAUGCGUGUAUAUGUGCGUGUACGUAUGCAUGUACGUAUCAGCACACGCGCGACUGUGAAGACGGACGCGAACCAUGCGGAUGUUGGCCUGCUCAUUUUUGUCAGGGCCACGCAUACGGUGAACUUUCAACAGCUU